This is a messenger RNA of Gregarina niphandrodes, 2079 nucleotides long. RefSeq lists its product as hypothetical. The transcript is spliced from 2 exons. The record is from RefSeq and is a predicted model, not a curated record. Bases 1 to 2079 code for a protein of 692 amino acids. Lineage: Eukaryota; Apicomplexa; Conoidasida; Eugregarinorida; Gregarinidae.
AUGAGAGUGUAUGAAGUGACGAUCUAUUCAAAUGACUACGGUAUUGUAAAGGGCCUGCAGAAGUGUGUACCGAAAACCAAGGAUGGGGUGACCACGGUGGAGGUUGAGCUGCCAAGCACAGUUUGUGACUUGAAGAAUGUGAAGACAGUGGAAGGUGAGGGCUACGUCGUAAAGAACACGGCGCUGGUAACUAAGUUUGUUACUGAGCAAGCAGCCGUUGAGCGCUUGUCGUCAGAAGCACAAGCGUUGUACCACAAGAUCAAAGGCGUUAUCAAGGAGAUGACCUUGGUGGAGAUAAAGAGGAACGAGUUCCAGAAGAAGAAAGAGGUUCUUCAGCAACUCUGCACCAGUUGCCGGCCAUACGACGGCAAGCGGGAACAAGGAGUCGACCAGGACAAGCCUGAAGAACGGCAAGGCGUUGAAGAACGGCAAGGCGUUGAAGAACGGCAAGGCGUUGAAGAACGGCAAGGGGGCGAUGUAUACAGUGGCAGUUGGCGUGGCAGAGGUCCUGCUGGGGGGCAGAUUGUCUCUUCGAUCGCGGAUACUCACUUGGACGCGUUCAACAGGAUGUCGGUGUUGGACCUGCAACUAGUGGAACUCAACAUAAACUCCGAGAGGCUGAAAGCCCAGGCUCUGGCGCUGAACCAGGAUUUCGCGGAUCUUACGGGAGACGUGACCAUCCCGACCGUGGCGAAAAGACUGGAGCGCAACGGGGAAGGGCGUCAAGAUGUUCUCAAAUGUUUCACAAAGUUUGAAAAAGCGUCUGCAAAAGAGAUGAAGACGGCCGUCCUCGUCGUGGGGAAGGAGUCGUCCGGGAAGGAGUCGUCCGGGAAGGAGUCGUCCGGGAAGGAGUCGUCCGGGAAGGAGUCGUCCGAGAAGGAGUCGUCCGGGACGGAGUCGUCCGGGACGGUGGAGGUGGAUUUGGAAUUGGGUGUUGUGGGGGUUUCGUGGAAGCCUUUGUAUGACUUCAGGUUCGACAGUGGGAGUACGAAUGAGUGUUCUGUUGGUUACAUUGCCAACGUCUUCCAGCAGAGUCAGAUGGAGUUUGGUUCGGACACGAUCAUUUACCUGAGUACGACGGAUAGCUUUAAGCGUCGGGAACCGGUUCUGGGUGGGAAGCGUUACGUGGACCUUCGGGUGGAGCAGCCGCCAGCAAUGAUGGCUCGGUCGAACCGCAUGAUGACAAGUCGGGUGAUGAAGAAGAAGCGCGCGGAUACCGUGGAAAGAGCGGAGGAGGAGUGUUGCGAUGAGGUCACCGCAGACGCCGGCGCUACCGAGGAGAGAGAGGGUUUCGCUGAUCGGCGACUGCGACUAAAGGCGGGCACUGUGCUGCGGCACAGCCCCGUGCCGCAGAGGGUGUAUGUGGCGGAGAUCCGUCUGCCGUGUGCGCUGUACCACCACGUAGUUCCCCGUAGCAAGCUGUGCGCGUACCGAGCGGGCUAUAUUCGGAAUGAAUCUGACUGGAGCUUACUCCCCAGCACCGCCAGCAGUGUGUACCUGGACAACCGUCUGUGCUGCGUGAGUCGCAUCCACCGGCUCUGUGCGCCCGGUGAUGAGCUCUGUCUCUACUUUGGCGUCGACCCAUCAGUCUCGCUGUCCGUGCUGCAUUCCCAAGACGCCGUGGUCGGUUCCACCGGAAGCUUCUUCACUGGCACGGGUCAGAAACAGAGUUCUCACUUUCGCUAUCGAGUCUCCAACGACCAUUCUGACCGUCCCGUUAAAGUGGUCUUCUCGCACGCACUACCUACAAGCAAAAAUCAACAAGUUAAAGUCGUCGUAAAAGACACGCAAAUCGCCAAAGACCUACAACGCCUCAAGAGCCAACCCCUUCGAUCCCUCUCUUCACUUCGACCCACUCCUGACGGCACAACGACAAACACCGCACACGGCGUUAUUGCCUACGACUCCGAUGUGAUCGCCGUUUACAAAAAUCCCAAUACCAGUUUCUUGUUCAACGAUAAGUUUGGCUCCGUAAUCGAACUUAUUGACCUGCCACCGAAACAGUCCGCCGUCACCACCGGCCUCAGCUUCAAGAUCGAAUACCCCCUCGACAAAGAACUAGAAAUUUUUAGUGCAUGA